Molecule: messenger RNA, 1609 nt
Organism: Mycotypha africana
Lineage: Eukaryota; Fungi; Mucoromycota; Mucoromycetes; Mucorales; Mycotyphaceae
Product: N2227-like protein-domain-containing protein
Exons: 9
Coding region: 334-1473 (379 amino acids)
Molecular function (GO): S-adenosylmethionine-dependent methyltransferase activity
Source: RefSeq, a predicted model, not a curated record
AUCCGUUCCUUAUGUUUCUUUGAACAUAUGAGAUAGUGCUUUAUUGCAAAAUAACGAAUAUCUAGGCGAGUACAUACAUUCUUGCCCUUAUACCUUUGUACAGCAUUUUCAACAUUGCACUUUUAUGGCAUGAUUUUUUUAAUACAUGAUAACUGUUAAGAAGCAUUGAUCAGAACUGGGGUGGCUUUUAUCAAAUCAUUUUAGGUUUUGUUGUGCUACACCUAUCGAAGUUGGAACGGGACUUCGGACCCUUCGAACCAUCUUUACAAAUUUGACACAGAAAUACCGUGUAUUUAUUAAUCCUCUUUCCGUUAGUCACUCUUUCAAAAAUAAAUGAGCCACAGCCACAGUAAUCACCACGUGCAUGAGGAGACAGCUGAAAAUCCUGUUGAGUCAGAGCAAUUUCAUUUGUUAAAGAUCAUUACUGCAUUUGCUUACUAUAAGCGCCAUGCUCUUAACCAUAACCAUCGUCGAAGACGCGACUACUAUGCACUUCCUGAACAUCACAAAAAGCUUAUUCCGGAUUAUUUGGAGAAACUUCAACAAGUAGACCUAUGCAUCGAGAAAAAUAUGGAUUUCAUAAGAGAUAUCGUUAAAAGCUCCAGCAUGUUUUUAGACGCGCCCUUAGCACAACAGCAAGAAAAGUUAAAGAGCCAUCAGCAAAGCCAUCAAAAGCCUCCUGUUUCGCCAAUGGAUAUGGAUAAAGUACGAAGUACAUUGAAACAGUUUGUUAGAGACUGGGCAAAAAUAGGAGAAGCUGAACGUAAAGCAACCUAUGAUCCUAUCAUUGAAGAAUUGAAUACACUGUAUAAAGAUCUUCCAACGGAGAAAAGAGGUGAUGUUCGUGUUUUAGUACCAGGAGCAGGCUUGGGCAGAUUGGCUUUUGAUAUUGCAAGAUCAGGCUUUAGCUGCCAAGGCAAUGAAUUUUCUUACUUCAUGUUGUUCGCAUCACACUUCAUUUUAAAUAGAGUGAGAGAACAAGAGCAAUAUGAAAUAUAUCCUUUCAUCCACUCAUUUUCCAACAUCAAGUCGGAUCAAAAACAAUUAACACCCAUUAAGAUACCUGAUGUUGUGCCUGCCGAUUUACCCUCUACUGUCGACUUUUCAAUGGUGGCAGGCGAUUUUACAGAGAUCUAUAUACAGGACAGCAACAUUGGAGCGUGGGACGUCAUUGUGACAUGCUUUUUUAUGGACACAGCAAAGAAUAUCAUUGAAUACAUGGAAGUCAUACAUAAAGCUUUAAAACCCAAUGGCAAGUGGAUCAAUAUAGGACCUCUACUUUAUCAUUUUGAAGAUUCCAGCUCUGGUGACUCGUCAAUCGAAUUGAGCCUGGAGUCAGUAAAGAAAGUAGCUCAGGAUAUCGGAUUUGAGUUCGAAAAGGAAAAGAUGAUCUCAACCACGUACACAUCAAACCCUGAUGGCAUGCUGAAUUACGUAUACGAUUGUGCAUUCUGGACAGCACAGAAGAAAUAGAGAAUAAUGAAGUCGAUGUCAAGGAUAAAAUUAUGUAUUACGUUUAAACAGAGAUUUUAUUACAUAAUAUUAGUUUUUUAAAGCCCAAUGGACACGAGAUAUUAAGCUUAUCUAAAUUGCCCGGGGCAGCUCCAAA